AUGCGGAUGCAAUUAGCCCUUGAAGAUUUCUCAAUGAAUAUAUUUAGUGUGUAUGCACCACAAGCAGGAGGCACAGAUGAAGAAAAAGAACAGUUUUGGGCGGCACUACAAGUAGACCUGGUAAAGGUUGACGAAAGUGAAAGAUGCAUAAUUGGAGGGGAUAUGAAUGGCCAUCUUGGUGGCGGCAAUGAUGCCAUCAGACGCGUACACGGAGGAAAUGCUUAUGGAAAUGGAGAUGAGGACGGAGAGAAGAGUUCAAAGACAAUUCUAAGAGAGCUGAGCCACGAUAUGGAAGAAGUGAACACCUGGUGGAAUGAUGCAAAUAGUAUUAUAUUAAGAGCUGGAAAGGAAAUACUGGGCGAGAGUAGUGGAAAUAAGGAAAUUUUGUGGUUUAAUGAAGAAGUACAAGAGAAAGUGAGUACUAAGAAGAAAGCCAAGAAAAAUGGGAAGAAAGUAAACUGGAUGAAGCCAGAGCAGCAUAUAAACAAUGUUGCAAGGAAGCUAAGAAAGCAGUUGCCAUCGCAAAAUCAGAAGCAUACGACCAUCUCAAACCAUGGAGAAAUAUCAGGAAAAGCAAAGAGAGCUGCAUAUGAUCUUAUAUCGACUUAUAGAAAGCUUAUGACCGAGUGCCACGCCAAGAAGCCUGGAGAAGGUUACGAGAGCGAGGAAUACAAGAAAAUAUGUAAGAAUGAUCCAGGAAUGCUACAAGGACGUGACAACGAGAGUUAG
This is a messenger RNA of Penaeus monodon (black tiger shrimp), 729 nucleotides long. RefSeq lists its product as uncharacterized. The record is from RefSeq and is a predicted model, not a curated record. Lineage: Eukaryota; Metazoa; Arthropoda; Malacostraca; Decapoda; Penaeidae. The coding region runs from base 1 to 729 and encodes 242 amino acids. The transcript is spliced from 3 exons.